This is a messenger RNA of Meloidogyne enterolobii, 1517 nucleotides long. Lineage: Eukaryota; Metazoa; Nematoda; Chromadorea; Rhabditida; Meloidogynidae. The record is from the annotation of a GenBank genome assembly.
CUCUUACUGGCAAAAUGUCCUCGAACCAUAUUUUCCUUUCCUCUUUAAAUUCCAUUAAAAUUAAAUUAGGAGAAUUUUCUUUAGGAAUUUUUAUGAUUAUUUUUAAUCGUUCUUUCUUUCCAUCGUUAUCAACAAAAUUUCAACGUCUUCCUCUUCAAUUUCCUCUUCAAUUCUCUACUUAUUUACUCAACAAAACAAGUCAAAGAAGGUUAAAUUCAAUGUCCCCGGACCCAUCAAAACACAUUCCUUCAAAAAUUGCAAGAGAGGCUGGAGACAGUAUUUGGGUAGAAUUUGUUACUUUAGCAACAGAAACGAAAGCAGUCAAUUUGGGACAGGGAUUCACUAAUGAUGCAAUCCCACCGCUGCUUUCUAAACACUUACAGGAUGUGGCCAAGUCUCCUGAAAGGAUUGACAACCACCAAUACACAAGAGGUUAUGGCCACCAACGUCUAGUCAAUGUCUUAUCUCAAUUAUAUUCUCAACUUCUCGGUGUUGAAAUAAAUUCCCAAACGGAUAUAUUAAUUACUGUUGGAGCUUAUUUGUCUUUAUAUUAUGCAUUUAUUGGAUGGUUAAAUCCGGGAGAUGAAGUUAUUAUUUUUGAACCAGCCUAUGACUCUUAUGUUUCUCAAAUCAAAAUGGCUGGGGCUAUUCCAAUCCCUGUUGUUUUAGAAUUGGAUCCAAAUGCAACUAGUAGUGCUGGUUAUGUUUUGAAUAUAAAUGUUGUUAAAAGCAAAAUUACUCCAAAAACAAAAAUGAUUGUGUUGAAUAAUCCAAAUAACCCAACGGGAAAAUUAUAUACACGCUCUGAAUUGGAACAAUUGGCUAAAAUUGCAAUUGAAAAUGAUUUAAUUGUUUUGACUGAUGAAGUUUAUGAAUGGAUGGUUUAUCCUGGAGGGGAAAUGAUUAGAUUUGCAAGCCUGCCAGGAAUGUAUGAACGUACAAUAACUAUUGGAAGUGCUGGAAAGGUAUUUUCUGCAACUGGGUGGAAAACUGGAUGGUCCAUAGGACCAAAAUGGCUGCUUGAACCUAUGAAAAAAAUUCAUGAAAAUUGUGUAUUUGCUUGCCCUACCCCAAUACAAGAAGCUUUAGCCCGUUCAUUUGAAGAAGAAUUGCUGUUAUGGAAGGAAGGCAAAUUUAACCAAAGUUAUUUAAAAAAUGGAAUAAUUGCUGAACUUUUACCUAAACGCGACCUGUUGGCAAAAUAUUUAAAGUCUGCUGGGUUUAGACCAAUAAUUCCGGAUGCUGGAUAUUUUAUGAUUGCUGAUUUUAGUCAUUUGGAUGGUUCUUCUUCAUUUCUUGCUAAUAGAAAAUCAGAAAAUGGGGAAGGAAUAGAUUAUGAUUUUUGUAGAUGGUUAUGCAGAGAAAAGAAAUUGGCAGGAAUACCUCCAUCAGCAUUUUAUUCUCCUCAAAAUAGACAAGGAAAUGAUCAUUAUAUUCGACUUUGCUUUUUUAAGAAAGAUGAGACUCUUCAACAGGCUAUACAAAUUUUGGGAGACUCGUUUGGUGCUCAUAAAUGA